This is a messenger RNA of Trichobilharzia szidati, 4604 nucleotides long. NCBI's taxonomy places the organism in Eukaryota, Metazoa, Platyhelminthes, Trematoda, Strigeidida, Schistosomatidae. The record is from the annotation of a GenBank genome assembly.
UAUUGAAGUUGGUGGGACUGUAAAGGCUGCGUUACACUAGCUCUUGAUUUGAUUUUGAUUUUGAUUACAGCUUGAUUCCACGCUGAUGGUAAGUUCAGUGUGACACUAAUUUACGUAAUUCAGGAAUAUCGCGAAAUCGCCAAAUAUGUUUUGACAAGUUCACCAGACUGGUUCCAGUCAAACGUAGUGGCCGUUACAAAUUGGCAAGCUAAUAACAAUGGAGGACGUGCUCUUGUUGCAUUUUCCUCUCGUUCAUAUAUACACGUUCUCAUCAUUAAACAAGAAAUGAACUGGGAAAAUCAACAGGAAUAUUCGUGGGGUUGUGUGGGCCAGAUAAUUGCCCACCAAGACAAAAUAUCUGCAGUAACCUUUGAUGAGUGUGCUUGUUUGCGUGUGGUUUCUUGUGGCUUUGAUGGUUUAGUUCGACGUUGGAAGUAUUUCAGUCAAGAAUGGAUGCUGGAGACUGAGUUUAAUAUACAGGAAGUGCGGGGAAAUAUCAACCCAACAGCUGUCAGCUGUUUCUCCUGCUCUGCAAAUGAGUCAUACAACUUCGUGGGCACAGAUAGAGGGUGGCUUUUUGUAUGGGUUGUUGACUGUGAGACGAACAAAUCUUACUAUGUAUCUAAAAAAUUCGAAAACGAUUCUGUUGUGAUGUGCGCAUGGGAGAAAUGUGCAAUAGUUCAAUCGAUUUCGCGAGUUGCUGUCGGUUACAAGAAAGGAAUUGUGUGUGUUUAUUCAUUUAUACCGUCGGAUAUUUCUUCAACUCCAAGCAUCGUACAGUUGACCCGCUUCUAUGCUCAUGAGGCGGAUAUCUGUCAUAUUGUAUGGCGCUCAAGUGCUUCUGCGUCAUCGUCAGAUCCUGAGAUUCUUACAUGCGGACGUGAUCAGAUGGUUAAGGUAUGGAAUGUCACCACUUCAGAAUGCACUUCAUCUUUCCAAGUUCCCGGUCAAUUACGUCAACAAUUUGGAAAUGCUGGACGACAUAACGAGAAAAGUGAACAAAAUGGAGCUCCAUGGAUAUCUGCUUGCUACACACCAGGAAGUGAUUCGUCAGUGAAUGUUUUAUUCUCAAGUGUACGAGGUGGACUAUUUCACUGGGAUUGCAAAGGAACACCUAGCUGUAUGUCGCUUGACAGUCAGGGACAUUCUAUGCUAAUUUUCUCAAUGCACUACUUUCUUAAUUCACCAGGACUGGUAAUCACUUUGAGUCAAGAUAGAUUUUUGAUUGUUUGGCAAUUGGUGGAAGGAUCUAAGCUGUCAGUGAUUCUUAAAGUACCUACAAUGUCUGCAGGUGUUUGCUCUUUAGCUCAAUCUGAAUUUAGCAAUGGUCCCUUAGUUGCAGGUCUUUCAGACGGUUCCAUGAUAUUUUGGAAGUUUCCUGCACCAGAAUUGUUUGGCGAAAGAAAUUCUUCUGAUAAUCAAAAGAAAGAGAAGUUUGUUUCAAUAUCACCUCGAGGAUGCAAAUCAUCUUCGGUAACCACGCUGUCUUGUCAUCCUUUACCGCAGUUUGAAAAUGUUAUUGCUUAUGGCACUGAAUCAGGUUGUGUGGAGAUUGUAGAUAUUAAUAAGCUACGAAGAAUGAAAUCACAAAAGCCUAAACCGCAGCUGUAUGCAUUUGGUUCAACUGUAUAUCGAGUUACCUGGGGGCCUUUACUAUUUUCUGAUAUAUAUCGUAGAAAGGCAAAUAAAAGUGAAGAGAGAACUAGCGAAAUCAAUCAUUCGAAAUCUGAUAAUUCUAGCAUUUCAACAACGCAUAUAAUUGCACAAGAAGAUGAGAGUUCCACCGAGGAUAACGAAGCCUCAUCUAAGUUUUCUUUCUACGUUUACAGCAUAAGUAAGGGGAAAAUUUACUGUCAUUUUGGAUGCAGUCGUCCACCAAUUGAUGUUAGCACAAAAUUCCCCCGUUUUCCGGGUACUACAGAUGAAGACUGGAAAGCAUUGAUCCGUAGUGAGAUAUCAUUCCGUCUUGUCAGUAAAUCUGAACUACCUGGUGUCGAUCUAAUUGCUGAUACUUUUAACUGUUUAGUAGCUGUUGGUUAUCGUUCAGGUGAAGUUGACAUUUAUGGUUUCUUACGUUCAAACUCAUCAAAUUGUGAGGAGGAGGUGGUGGAGAAGGAGUCUAGACGACUUGUCUUUAUUUGUCGUACUGUGAAUCAUUCCAAGUGUGUUAACUGUUUAACUUGGUCACGAGAUCAUUACUGGUUGGCUGUAGGUUCCAAUGAAACAUUUAUCACUGUCACAGAUGUCAAAAUUCAAUUGAUCAACUACCUUCAUCAAGGCGAAUCCUCUAAGCCUAUUCAACUGUCUACUAGUUUAGCUCGUUUAGAAGGACAUUACAACAGAAUCACAUGUCUAGAUUGGUCUCCACACGAUCCAUUUCUCUUAUUAUCUGCUUCCUUUGACGGUACAGCUAAUGUUUGGAGAAUUCAUCCUGAAAAUAUUGAAAAAGAUAAUUUUUCAAUCUCUAAUUUUCGUGCACUUCGUUCACGUCAUUUUGCUUGUCUAUGGAGUCGUCAAGAGCCUGAUCUUGCAUUCAGUGGUGGUGAAUUAUGUCAUUUAUUCGGUUGGCAACCCUCUGAACAACUCUUCAGUCAACCUCCGCACACUCGCCGAUAUCGUCCAUCCACUGUUAAAAAGCUUGUAAAUGAUCGAGAAGCACCGUCCAACGGAGAUAUUUUGUGUUGUGAUCCUGUUCCAACAGAAACAGAAUCCCUUCCUGAUUCCAAAGCACUAAAUGACAAAGAGUUAAAACAAAAGCAAGUGAUAAUAAAAUCGAAUGACAUCCUACCUAAUGGUACUUCUCACCAAGAAAUGUCUAUUCCCCUACAGUGUAAUUCGUCUCGGAAAGUAAAUUCUACUGGCAUUCAUGAUAAAAGGAAAAGACCUGCUCUUUUUCCUAAUUUAUUCAGUUCUAUGAAUACUAAUAAUUGUGAAUUAGAUUUAGAUAACUCUCCACCCAUUCAACUAGGAUCUUUUCUUUCACAAAUUUUAAAUGCUUCAAAUUUCAUAACUGAACAAAUGAAUGACAAACAAGUGGAAAUUGAUUUGUUACUUCUACUCCCACAAGCUCGUAUGACUCGUACAUGCCUUUUAAAAUAUCUGAAUAUGGAGGCGUCUGCUCACUUGGAGUCAUUUCAUUCUCAACAAAGACCUAACAGUCUUGUGCAUUUGGAUGCGUAUUGUAUUAUUUUAUUAUGGAUAGGUCAUGUGGUCACGGUGGCAUCUAUCAUGUCUUCAGAAGGUCAUAUGCCUUUUUGGUUACUGUAUGCAGUUCAGCUAUCGUUUUCUUCAGAUGGAUCUUCUGGAAGUGGGGAAUGGGAUUUACUAGGUGAAAAGAUAAAAGAUAUGCAAACGACUAGUCCUGAUACUCUGGUCUCUGCUACCCUACUGGUGUGUGCGCAUCGUAUUCACGAAGCAAUUGAAUUACUGUUAAGUUAUGACAAAGUUAAAGAAGCUUUAAUUCUGGCUCAUUUACGUUUAGAAUCAUCAUCGGAAGUUGUAAUAUACACAGAAAAGUGUAUAAAACGGUUAAUUGAUCGUCGUUCAAAUUCAGUUGAAAAGUCAUUCUUUUCAAUUAUAUUGAAUAUUGGAAAUAAACAAUGGAUAAGUGCUACGAAUAUGCUACAUCGUGAAGCUGGAAUUUCUAAAAUACGACCUGGUAAAGAGAUUGAACAACUUGCCUGGUGUUGGAUUGGUGUUAAUCUUCUUCUAAAUGCAUCAUCAUCAUCAUCUUCAAAUGAUAAUGAUUAUUUGUCAAAUGAAUGUCUGCGUUUAUCAUCAAUGUGUUUAACAGUUAGUUUUCGGCUAUUUCCAAAAGAGCCGCUGUUUCUUAAUCGUUGGUAUGAAGCUUUUUCACGCCUUCUCUCGUCAUCAUCAUCAGAAACUACACCCUGUCCGGGUGUGAUAUGCAGUUUAAUGUUAUUAAAUAUCGGUCAGAUUAUAUAUUUCUAUAUGGCUAGUUAUAAAGAAGAGAAAGAGAAGGAAGAGGAGGAGGAGGCGGCGGCGCUGGUGGUGAAUGGUGAAGAAAAAGAGGAGGAGGUGGUCGUCUAUGAAUGUCUUAAAAAUGAUUGGAUGAAAAGCAUAACUAGUGAUUGUUUAACAUACUUCAGCCAAUUGAUUGCAGACCGUCAACCCUCUUCACUGUGGGAAGUUUGUUUAACUCAUUUCUGUAUAGAUUUUCUAUUAUUCUAUUUAAUACACAAUCAUUGUACGCUGAAUAAACUAGUGCAGGUGGAUACUCUAACCGCGUAUAUUGAUCGAUACGAGGCUAGUCGAAAGUCUUGUGAGUAUAUAAAACCGAAAGUGACAAGUUAUUUAAUUAGACAUUUAUUUUCAACUUAUAGAAAGAUUUUGAUAACUAAUGGUUUGAAUACAGACUGAGAUAUGUUGUAAUGUGGUACCUUCAAUGGAUCCAUAGAAAAAUAAGUUGAUUUUGUGUAUAUAUACGUGUAGAUAUAUGCUAUUCGCCUUCUUUCCUCUUCAGAGUAUUUUGUCUAUUCACAACUUUGCCUAUCUUCAAGUACGCAUUUCAACGAUUUUUGUAAAAUUUAUUCUAUUUUUGUACAAUAGUAACGAAAAACAAAAAAAUAAAAUUCUUUCCUGAA